GGGCUUUUAGUCUUUGGACACUUGGUGUUGAAAACGUAACGGAAAUUCAGCCUUAUGUCAACUGUUAUCGGGGUUUUUUCAUUGCCAGUGGCUACAGAACCUCCCAAACCACAUCGUAAAAAAGCACCAGACUUACCAAUCCUAGAGAGGAAAAACUGGUUGAUCUAUCUGCUGUAUGUUCGCCGAGACUACGAUGAGUGUAAGGCUGUCAUCAAAGAGCAGCUCCAGGAGUCUCAUGGGCUGUGUGAAUAUGCAGUCUACGUUCAAGCUUUGAUAUUUCGCUUGGAGGGGAAAAUUCAAGAAUCUCUUGAACUUUUUCAGACAUGUUCCAUUCUGAACCCUCGAAGUGCUGACAACCUCAAGCAGGUGGCACGAUCGCUAUUUCUUUUGGGGAAACACAAGGCAGCAAUUGAAGUGUACAAUGAAGCAGCUAAACUGGAUGAAAAGGACUGGGAGAUCAGCCACAACCUGGGUGUGUGCUACAUGUACCUGAAACACUUUCACAAGGCACGAGACCAGCUAAACAAUGCCCUGGAGCUCAACAGACAUGAUCUGACUUACAUGAUGCUGGGAAAAAUUCACCUAUUGGAGGGGGAGAUGGAUAAAGCCAUUGAAGUCUAUAAGAAAGCCGUAGAGUUUUCUCCAGAAAACACGGAUCUCCUUACAACACUGGGGUUGCUUUACUUGCAGCUUGGGGAUUACCAGAAGGCUUUUGAACAUCUUGGAAAUGCACUUACUUAUGACCCAGCCAACUACAAGGCGACUUUGGCAGCUGGCAGCAUGAUGCAGGCCCACGGGGAUUUUGAUGUUGCUCUCUCCAAAUACAGGAUGGUAGCCAGCAGUGUGCCUGAAAGCCCCCCGCUGUGGAACAACGUUGGGAUGUGCUUUUUCGGGAAGAAGAAAUAUGUUGCAGCUAUCAGUUGCCUGAAGCGGGCAAACUACUUGUCUCCCUUUGACUGGAAGAUACUGUACAAUCUGGGGUUAGUCCACCUCACGAUGCAGCAGUACGCAUCUGCUUUCCACUUCCUCAGUGCUGCCAUCAACUUCCAGCCCAAGAUGGGAGAGCUGUACAUGCUCCUCGCAGUUGCUCUGACAAAUUUGGAAGACAUUGAGAAUGCAAAACGUUCCUAUGAGCAGGCUGUGGCACUGGACAAGUGCAAUCCCCUUGUCAGCCUCAACUAUGCUGUCCUGCUAUACAACCAGGGCGACAAGCAGGGAGCCCUCUGCCAGUACCAGGAGAUGGAGAAGAAGGUCAAUGCAGCCAAGGAGAGUGGUGCACUUGUCUUUGACCCUGAGAUGGUGGAGGUUGCCCAGAAGAUGGGAGCUGCCCUGCAGAUAGGGGAGAGCCUGGUUUGGUCUAAGCCAUCUAAAGAGUCUAAAAGCAAGCAACGAGCUGCUCCAUCGGGAAAAUCCUCCAGCACUCAGCAGCCUCUGGGCUCUAACCAGGCCCUGGGUCAAGCCAUGUCCUCAGCUGUGGGGUAUGGAAAAACCUUGCAGCUUCCCUCAGGUGCUGGAGGAUCGGCUCCUCUUGCAAAGUCUCCCUCACUGCCUCUGGAACCAGAACCAGACUCAAAAUCAAGCCCUGAGGAGACUUCGGUGCCAACAGGGGCUGAGGAGCAGAGGAAAGAAAAGUGCGAGAGCCAGGAGGCUGCAGACUAGGAUGGAUUCUGUCUGGGACAGGCAGGAGCAUCUCCUGGGACCUGCCCUCUUCCUGACACACGGUGGCUUCACUCCACUGUCAUUUAGUCUAAAUGCAGCUGUUAUCUGUUAAUGAUAUUAGCUUGUGGUCUCUACUUUGUCCCAAGGACUCAUUGCAGCAGCAUUGCUGUGUAGAUAUUGUUAGUGUGGUCACAGCUUACCGUGGGAGACUGAAGGAAAAAGAUCCACCUCUCCACAGGGUUGAUGUGUAAGUCCUUCAGAGGGAUUCUGAGGCAUCCAGAAUGUUUAGAAAAGCCAGCAGUAGGGACUUAGCAAUCUGGGCCCAAAGAGGAUUGAACCCUUCCAGUGGCUGAGGAAGACCUAAGGAGGCUGUAGUAUGGUCAGAGGUGACGUGCUUGGGGAGUGGGGAAGGUCGUGCACGUCACUGGGACAAGUGCAGGGGGGUAGGCCAGGCCCAGGACUUGCACAGCCGGGCUCGCCGGCACCGCUGGGGAACAGGGCCAGGCUUUGUAAAUGCUUUCUUGAGGCUGAGGAAAGGAAGCAGCAGCAGCUGGGAGCUGGUGUUCCUGACCACUAAUGAUAUGGUCACAAGGCAGAAGAGACACUUCAAGCCUGCACUUUGCUGAGCAGUGGCAAGUGUGAAACCCGAGGAGCUGCGAAGCGAAGGGAAGCCGGUUUUGCUUGAGAUGGUUGCCCCAGUGCUUGCGCCAGGGAGGUUUAGAAAAGCUGAGUAGAUGAGGUGCUGAGGGGCAUGGUUUAGUGGUGGGCUUGGCAGUGUGAGGUGAAGGGUUGAACUCAAAGUUCUUUUCCAACCAAAACGAUUCUAUGACUAACCUGCGGCCAGUGGAGGGCGGCUGGCCGAGGCUCUGGCUAACAGCACGUGUGCUGGGCAGCCAGCUGAGCUGGAUUCUGUAGGACUGUUCACUUCUGAUCUCAGGAUCACUCUGUAUUUCUUGAAUCAAACAUAUUUUUAAGUUUAAGCUCUGGUUUGGUAGCUAAGAAGGUUCUGGAAGCAGGCUAGGUGCAGCAGCAAAAAAAAAGUCUGCCAAAUUGUUAAUUGUUUGCUGAGAAACUGCAUAAAUGAGCUUCAGUGAAGCUCUGCUCAUGUGAUUGGAAUUCAUCUUGAGAACUUUUAUCCCCCAGCACGGGGCAAAGAUUAGUUUGCAGGAGAAAACAAAAGAAGAGCAAUCCUUUUUGGAAAAGGCAGUAUGGGCAGUUUCAAUGCUAAAUUUAGGUUGUUUUAGGAUUCCAGCAGCCAUGCCUUGGAUAAUUUAGUUAGUCCCUACUUACAGUGGCAUUUCAGGAGAAAUCAUUGAUGCAACUGCAAGGUGGCAGAGCAGCCCAUUGGUGAGCAGCAUGAGGGAUUUUACUGCCUGUGUGAUACUAGAGAUGCAUUGAAAAUGUUUCUGUCCUUGAGCAGCAAAAUCUCAGCCUUCCUUUUCUCUGCCAUCAGUUUGUUGCUUUUGGGAUUUAUCCAGAGCUUGAUGCAGGUUCUCAAAACAAUUGCUUUGGUGGGACCUUUGUACUUGAUGUGAAAGACCAGUAGUUGGGUUUAGUCAGUUUUUCUCAUAGUCAGUUUUUCCUCUGUACCCAGACACACUCAAAGCCAACAUCACUGCGGGACCUUCCCUCGGAGCUUCCCCAACAAAAGUGAAGUUUCAGGGUGCAAUGUAUUUGCUGGUUAAGCUACCAGCUUUUAAAAAUGUAUUUCCUGCUCUUAGUUCUGUGCUGCUGCAUUAUAUCACUCCAUAAUUAGCAGGCCCAACAGAACAAGGUUAGUAAUGGAAACUUCUCUGAAGCCACAACUUAAAAGCAACAGGACUGAGGCUCUGCGUGCAUUAACAUCCCUCAGUUGUGUUUUGUGGUUAGGUCCUGUUGUCCAGAGUGACAUUAAUGCAUCUUUAGAGCACAAUGAGGAACUAAAGUGCUAUCCUGCUCCCUGGAAAACACUAAAAGAACAGGAACCCUUCCCUUUCUCCCGUUUUCACUGCCAAAAGUGCUGCAUAUCUCAAAUGUGGCUUUUUUUCCCAGCUGUCCUGUGCUGACGGGGUUUGUGUCAGUGCAGCUUCAGGGCAGCUCUCCUGUAAGGCAUCCCUCAUGAUAAGAGUUGAAGGAAACAGGAUCUUCUGUGGAGCACUAAACAAACCAGCCGAGAAGCAGAGUAAAUCAGGUAUGGGGCAGUGAUUUUUACACCAUUGCACUUUUUACACUGCAAGUUACUGCAGCAUAAAGGAGUGCCUGUGAAGAGGAGGUUGAGAUUGCAGAGCAAAUGCAGGCAGGGUCUGGGAACACUUCGUCUCACCCCCACAACUUUAGCUCGUGACAGUUUUUUCUAAUAGCAACUGAUGGCUGUAAUCUCUUAGUCUUAUCACAAAGGCUUCCAAGCCGUGGAAGCUCUGGUGCAAGGAACAGUGCCCAGAAGUACGUGCUUACAGGUAGUUGAGCACCAGCAUUGCUCAUACCAGGGAGGUUUUCCCCUCGAUCUGCUCACGACCCUUUUUGCUAGCUGCUUUCCCAUCUCUGCUUGUUGUAAAAAAGAAAAGUGAACUUGGACUGUAUCAUUUUGAAACUCCCUUGCUGUAUUCAAUAGCUGGGAGCAGCCCUCGUCCCACCACUGUUCUCAGCUUACAGCUCACCAGAGAGAAGGAACAAUCAACGACCUCUCUCCUCUCACGCAGUCUUGCUGGUGUAACUCUCUACCUCCUUGGCUGUUAGGAUGCUAUUAGAAGUUAAACUCCAUGUAGAGGGAUUGGGAAAGUAUUUAAAAUAAAUAUUUAUUCUAGUGAAAA
Molecule: messenger RNA, 4448 nt
Organism: Colius striatus (speckled mousebird)
Lineage: Eukaryota; Metazoa; Chordata; Aves; Coliiformes; Coliidae
Gene: BBS4
Product: Bardet-Biedl syndrome 4
Exons: 16
Coding region: 55-1659 (534 amino acids)
Biological process (GO): protein localization to cilium; cilium assembly
Cellular component (GO): ciliary basal body
Molecular function (GO): protein binding
Source: RefSeq, a predicted model, not a curated record